Messenger RNA from Ophidiomyces ophidiicola, 918 nucleotides. It is a transcript of the gene MAM33, whose product is annotated as Mitochondrial acidic protein mam33. Gene Ontology annotation, cellular component: mitochondrial matrix. The transcript is spliced from 5 exons. Gene Ontology annotation, biological process: cytosolic ribosome assembly. Lineage: Eukaryota; Fungi; Ascomycota; Eurotiomycetes; Onygenales; Onygenaceae. The record is from RefSeq and is a predicted model, not a curated record. The coding region runs from base 1 to 918 and encodes 305 amino acids.
AUGUUUGCUCUUAGGGUACUCUCCCGUUCGGCCCCUCGAACUAUUACCAAAUCCUUCAUUAGGCCCCUUCAAACUGCAUUUCCAAAGCCCACCUUGCUCCAACAAUCGUGGAAUCUUGCAUCUCGACCGGCUUAUGCCUCAUUUUCUACGACAAGACCACAAUUAGAAUCAGCUGGACAAGUUGACGCUGAACUCGCAGCUAAAUUUCAGGAUGAGCUUGCUUUAGAGACGGAAAGCAGUGACACAGAUAAACUUCCCGAGUCAUUGAAAUAUUUUCUAGAUAAUGGUCCAUUUGAGAUUCAAGAUACUCCGGGCGAAGAAGAGGUCAUCAUGACCCGUAAAUUUGGUGACGAGAAAGUUCGUAUUUCCUUCUCAAUUGCCGAUCUCCAAAAUCUCGGCGCCUCCGAAAGCGAUUACGACAAUGCACUUCCCGACGAAUUCGAAGGAAGCGACUCCCAAGCCCGUGGUAUGAAUGGUGGGGCGAGUUCUGAGAAUGCCAAAGCGGCCUCUGGUGACAAGGGCACCCUUUCUGACAAUGACAACGAGUUGGAGGAGACAUCUGAGCCUGGGUACCCCGUUCACGUCAAUGUCACCGUUGAAAAGCCUGGAAAGGGCUGUAUGUAUGCUGAAUGUCUUGUUGAAGAUGGUGUCGCCCAAAUAAUGGAGGUUCAGUACUUUGAAAAGGCAGACAUCGCUGCUGCUCAAUCAGCAGAGACGCAAUGGGCAAGAGGGAGUAUUUAUGCCGGCCCACCCUUUGGAAACCUAGAUGAGGAUUUGCAAGUGCUUUUGGAGCGGUAUUUGGAGGAAAGAGGGAUUGAUACCGCUCUUGCUGCCUUUGUACCUGAUUACAUUGACUUUAAAGAGCAAAAAGAAUAUGUUCGUUGGCUUGGGAGCUUGAAAAAGUUCGUUGAAGUGUAA